GCCCCGAACGCGUGGAUCUUCGUGUCGAGUCGACCGCUGCUGGCAGACGUUGACGCCAACCAAAACAAAACAAACGUUCGGCAGUUCAACUUGGCCGGGAGAUUUACUUCUCAGCUAUAAUUGUAGAAAUAUAGGCAGUGACGAGCCGGAAGGGCUAAAUACCGACGGAGUAUUGAUCCGAGGAGCGUAGGAGAACAUGGCGAAGCAUCACCCUGACCUGAUUUUCUGUCGCAAGCAACCUGGCGUUGCCAUCGGGCGUCUGUGCGAGAAGUGUGACGGCAAGUGUGUGAUCUGCGACUCGUAUGUGAGGCCGUGUACGCUCGUGAGGAUCUGUGACGAGUGCAAUUACGGGUCCUAUCAGGGAAGAUGUGUCAUCUGUGGAGGCCCCGGUGUAUCUGAUGCUUAUUACUGCAAGGAGUGCACAGUUUUAGAGAAAGACAGAGAUGGAUGCCCCAAAAUUGUUAACCUGGGAUCUUCAAAGACAGAUCUGUUCUAUGAGAGAAAGAAGUAUGGAUUCAAGAAAAGAUGAAUGUAUUUUUGUAUAAUGUACCUAACCUUUUCCUUCUUUGUAUUUUUCACUGCAAGAUAUAGGAAGUCUUUUCCAUUUUAUACAAGUACAAUAAGCAUGUUUUGACACCUCUGAUGAAUUUAUGAUUAUAAUAAAAAAAUUAAAGUAA
Messenger RNA from Penaeus monodon (black tiger shrimp), 677 nucleotides. RefSeq names its product PHD finger-like domain-containing protein 5A (gene Phf5a). The transcript is spliced from 2 exons. Gene Ontology annotation, biological process: mRNA splicing, via spliceosome. The coding region runs from base 197 to 529 and encodes 110 amino acids. The record is from RefSeq and is a predicted model, not a curated record. NCBI's taxonomy places the organism in Eukaryota, Metazoa, Arthropoda, Malacostraca, Decapoda, Penaeidae. Gene Ontology annotation, cellular component: U2 snRNP; U12-type spliceosomal complex; catalytic step 2 spliceosome.